AUGCCGCUUCGCGAGACGGACCCGGAUUUCGAGAAUGAGAUUCUCGAACAGGCCAAAGCAGCGUUAGACGCAAAAUUCGGAACUUGCCAAUAUGAUCUCCCACUGCCGCUCCUCCUCGUCGAUGAAGAUGCAGAGAAGCCACUGGAAUGCCAUGAACCUAUUGAGGAGACCAAUGCUGUCAGCGCCCACUUGUCGGCACGCAUUCAUGCCUUCUAUAAGCAGAUUGCCGCUGCCUACAACGAGACUAAGGACCCUCCAGUCACCAUCGCCAUCAAGGUCGAAAUUCAGCCGCAGAAAUUUGACCCAGAGAAGCCAAGUUGCCACCAUCGCAGGUAUCACUCGCGCCGCCUGAGGCUGCAGGACCCCGAGACACUACCAGAUCUUCCCUUUGUGAGCAAAUUGGCCAUCAGGUCAAGAUCGUACGGCUCCGGCGCCGAGAAUGCGACAGACAUACGUCCUCUAUCUCCCCUCGUGCCAUUACAGUGCCUUGUCCACCUGCCAGCUGUCCAAGAAUGGAAUGCCCCCUGGUUAUGGGAGCGGCCUAUGCCGGCCUCUAUGCCAAGUAGGGUGAUGCGCGAGCACUACACCUGGCCAUGGGAGGGCCCCCUCCGAGAUGCCCGCCACGAAUUCGGCGCUGCCAUCAUGGACCAAAAGAAGUACCUUGGCGGCAAGAGCAUCCCGACCAGUCUGACCAGAGCCGCAUUGCACUUCUGGCCUUUCUUCUCGCGCCCCAAGCAUGACGAGUCCGUGGCACGGCCGAACCUGAUUCAUCCCGCGGAGAAAGAUCCGGUCUCUAUCGGCCUGUGCAAGCUCGGUGCGCAGCUAAGCCUGUUUGACGUGCGUGCUAUGGUCACUCCGGACAUGUUUCCCAGUCCCGAGGCGCCAGAGGACCAGCAGUGGACACAGAUGCGGCGAUUCCGGCUCGAGUUCCAUUCGCUUCGCCCCGACGGGCGGUGGUACUUUGUCGGCCCUGAUGGCGAAGAUCCACACGACUCUGAACAAGGAGGCUACAAGAUCUCAGACACAGAACAUUACCCCCGCGAAACCGACACGGAGGAGGAUGAGAACCUCGACUCUGAGUAUGGCGAUAACCCGGACGACGAGUACGAUUACGAUUUGAAUAUGUUCCGUGUUGAGCCCUGCAGGGAGCGGAUCGAGCCUCUGCUUGCAUCAUUUGCAAAGUCACUGACUCGUGAUAAUAUGCCGAGCCUCGAGGAAGCAGAGAUUUUCACGCACUUGUGGUGGGACCCUUCAGAGGACAGAGAAGUGGAGAAAUAUGACCUUCCAAUGAAAAACGGUCAUAGAUGGGGCGUCAAGUUCAUUGCUGGGCGUGGUAACAAGAGGCAGAAGGCCGACGAUGCCGCUGGUCAAGAACUAACACCGCCGGUGGUGCAGUGGCAGGUUGGCGACUGGAGACCCAGCGAGGAAGUCAUGAGUUUGUUCGAAAGCUUAGGAAGGCAGGAGUGGCUUGGUUUCGAGUGGGACAAGUAUAGAUCUACGUCUGGACGCGACUUGCUGGGAAACAGCGAGUCUUCCCCUAUAUAG
Molecule: messenger RNA, 1545 nt
Organism: Bipolaris oryzae ATCC 44560
Lineage: Eukaryota; Fungi; Ascomycota; Dothideomycetes; Pleosporales; Pleosporaceae
Exons: 1
Coding region: 1-1545 (514 amino acids)
Source: RefSeq, a predicted model, not a curated record